GCCAAAAAAAGUUAUGUUUCAGUAAGAUUGGAUUUUUUUCAUUUAUAGCAAUGGUUAUUAACUGUACUGCAGGGAUGGAACGUCAGUUACAGAAAAAUGGUGGUGACCGCUGCAGAGAGGUAUUUGGGUGUGCGAAAUGUGAUGUCAGAAGAGUUACAGGGUGUAUUGAGUGGUAGUGUCCCAUCCUUUCAGGCUGUUGGCCUGAGGUAGGACUAAAUAGAUUUAAAUAAUGGAGUGGGUUUUUAGUAAGUGUAGAGAAUUUGUUUAUUUUAUUAUUUUUUUUAAAAGAAAGAAAAAAAAGUUUAAGGGAGUUGUACUCCAGUCUAGUAGGUGGUGGUAAUGCAACCUUUUUUGGAUGACAACCGCUUUUCAACCUCAUCGAAGAAUAUCCGUGACCUGGAAGUACUUCUUUAUUCCUGCCUGCUUCACAGCGGGCGUCACACUUAGAGGCUGCUGCGUGUUUUUUUUUCUACCAAAACAUGAACCUUAGUUCAAUUAGUUAACCUGUAUUCAUACGAGGAUUAUUUCGUUUACAAUGUACAUUUUAUCAACAUUACUUUAAAAAGUUGUAAGCCAAAGGUUGGACACGUUUUUUUUUCUGGCCACUGUGGUGUACUGUGCUAACUAACGCGUUAGCUGGCUAGCCCAUUCCCCAUACAAACUUGUCUGUUGUUUUGGACACCUAGUCGGCGGAUAAGGGUCAACAAAGAGAGACUCCUCUGUUUAUGUUCCUUUCAGGAUGUCCAAAAUUGAGCGUCUGAAUGCCCGUGUGGCGAAGCUGCUGACGGUGGCAGUGCAUGAGGUUCUGGAGGUGGUGAAAGAGACUGUGUCAGAAUACCAGGAGAAAACAGCCAGAACUCAAAGAGAGAAUGAGAGUCUGAGGAGAAGACUGCAGGAAAUGCAGGGCAAGAUGAAGAGAGAGAACACAGCUGCUCAACUUGCAACAUUUCCUGCGACUGGUGGCCGUGGAAGAGCGGCCAUCGAGAAACCGUCAGAGCAGGGUUGGAGCCCUAGUCUGAGGCAGGACAGCCCAGAGCCCACACAGGUAGAUGAGAAACCAGCGCUCACUUUCGAACAGACUGUGAGACUAAGGCAGGAGGAGGAGGAGUACAAUGCACUGGAGCUGGAUCAAACAGCACACUAUGAGACAGAGUGUAACUUUACCUUAACCUUACCCGGGCAUCACGAGGAGGUGGCACGGCAAUCAGAUGAAGCCGUUUCGGUCCACGUGCCUCAGGGUGUGAAAAAUGACUCGCACUCAGACUUGAAUAGCACUUCACAGGGAAACACCCAGCUUGGCAUCAAUCUGACUGUUAUCAAGACGGAACCCGAGACCACCGAGUGCUCAGCACCCGAACCUUUGACUCUCCCGGAGACGUUUGAUUGUGUUGAUUUAAGCUGCAAUUCCACACGCUACGACCCAACAACGAAUGCUCACAAGUCUCAUGUGAGCACUGGACCAUAUAACGAACUCGUAUUCGUCCACUCGAGUCACAACAGCGUCGGGAGGAGGUUUGGGUUUGGGAAAAACAGCAGGGACGGGAGGAAACACCAUAGGCAACACUUCAGGAGGGAUGAGCCGCACAGCUGCUUUGUGUGCGGCAAGACGUUCAGCCGGGUGGGGAACCUGCGUAUCCACCAGCGCUGUCACACGGGCGAGAAACCCUACUGCUGCCUUCAGUGCGGCCGGUGUUUCAGUCAGGCCGGGGACCUCAAAAAGCACAAAAGAGUCCACACAGGGGAGAAGCCAUACUAUUGCGGCCAGUGCGGCAAGAGCUUCAGCCGUGGGGAGAACCUAAAGAGGCAUCAGAAGAUCCACAUCGGAGAGACCUUACACCUGCAGCAGGCAUGGAGAGAUCAACAGUCAAACUAGGCGUUCAAAGCAAUUUUUUUUUAGAAAAAACUAUAUAAAUGCACAUGCAGUGCGUGGUACUGAAAUUAACAUGAGAUCUGCAGUGCUGAAAAAGUAAAGUGACUGGGUCAUACUCAUGGGUGGAUUGGCUGUAUUAUUCAGGUUAUCGAUUUAGUCAAUGGGUAACAUGUAUUUUGACCAUUAGUGGAUGGCAUACCUUUGAUCCACUGGAGUGUUCAUUAUUCAAUAGGCAAACCUCUUUAUCACUGGCUUUUGAAUAAGAGAGUGCGGUGUAAGCAACAAAAAUGUUUUGUACACUGAAACAUGUAUCUCCUCUGUACACAUACAGGAAAGACUUGGAUGUUGUGUGACAAAUUGAGCAUUACAACAUUGUGUUCAUGAUGAUUAAAGAGAGAAGUGAGCAAACAGGA
Molecule: messenger RNA, 2283 nt
Organism: Oncorhynchus mykiss (rainbow trout)
Lineage: Eukaryota; Metazoa; Chordata; Actinopteri; Salmoniformes; Salmonidae
Source: RefSeq, a predicted model, not a curated record